Aricia agestis (brown argus) is the source of this 3233-nucleotide messenger RNA. It is a transcript of the gene retn, whose product is annotated as protein dead ringer. Gene Ontology annotation, biological process: regulation of transcription by RNA polymerase II. The transcript is spliced from 11 exons. NCBI's taxonomy places the organism in Eukaryota, Metazoa, Arthropoda, Insecta, Lepidoptera, Lycaenidae. The record is from RefSeq and is a predicted model, not a curated record. Gene Ontology annotation, molecular function: DNA binding. Gene Ontology annotation, cellular component: nucleus. Bases 102 to 1748 code for a protein of 548 amino acids.
CGGUCGCGGGGCAACACGUAGUCAGUGUAACGGUGCCAGUGCUGUGCUUUAUCCCUCGUGCCACUCAAACCGUCAAGAUUCGCGUGAAGAACCGAGUGCCGAUGCCGGCGUACGCCAUGGACGACGCCGAGCGAGAUUCGGACCUCGGCGACAACAGUCCCCUGAUUGCCAGAUUUCCAAACGCUGAGCCCCCUCGUUCAGACGACUUCGCGGACCAGUCCAGCGAGAGCUCCGACGAGAGUGUCACUCGGGAGAACCACAGACACCCCGCGCCGCCGCCCGGCCCCAUGCCGCACCACGUGCCGCCCCCUCCCCCCGCCAUGGGCCGGCCCCUCAAUAUGCGCGAAAACUUUGAGUCCUUCAAGACUUCACUCCACCCACAUCUCUCGUCGCUCGUCUCCCUGGCUCAAGGCGCCUCCCUGUCUACCACCAACAACGUUUUCGCCAUCGCCGGGGGCACAGGCAACUUCUACAACCCACCAGCCUUCGUGGCCCCCGCGCAACCACCGCCGCCGCCGCCUCAGCAGCCCGUUGGUUCCGCGUCCUCAUCAUCGUCAGAAGGCAGUGCCGCCGGGUGGAGCUUCGAAGAACAGUAUAAGCAGGUCCGUCAGCUUUACGAGAUAAACGAUGAUCCACAGAGGAAGGAGUUUCUGGACGAUCUGUUCGCCUUCAUGCAGAGAAGAGGUACCCCCAUCACCCGUUUACCCGUCAUGGCGAAAACAGUACUCGACCUCUGCGAGCUGUACAACCUGGUGGUGGCCCGGGGCGGCCUAGUAGCUGUCAUCAACAAGAAGCUCUGGCAGGAGAUCAUCAAAGGCCUCAACCUGCCCUCGUCCAUCACGUCUGCUGCUUUCACGCUGAGGACGCAAUACAUGAGAUUCCUAUACGACUACGAGUGCCACAAGAAGAACUUCUCGACGAAGGCGGAGCUGGACGUGGCUAUCGAGGGCAACAAGCGCGAGGGUCGCCGCCACUCCGUCGCCGCCAACCAGUACGCGCAGGAGGUGCAAGCGCAGGCUGCUCUGUCUAUGCCGCAGUUCAACCGCAUGCCGUCAGUGGCUUCGUACACCCAACACAUGCAGCCAGUUCUCCCCGGCGGCGGGCCCAUACCCCACCUGCCCUCCCUCCCCCUCCACCCCUCGCAGUACUCCCAGAGGGACAUGGAAAACCUGCAGAAGCUAGCCCGCAUGAUACAGGAACACCAACGCGAGUUUCUACGCAACGCGGAGUCACCACCGUCGGCGAUGGACAUGACACAGAUGUGGUGGAACCUGUACAACCCGCAGACCGUCAACCUCGAGCCACAACGCGAGGCGCUGAACCUAGCGGAGAGUCCGAGCAACGGCAUCAAGCGCGAGGCGAGCCCCCCUCCCGCGGCGCCCCCCAAGCGCCGCGUCACUCACUCCUCAUCCAUGUCCAUAUCGCCAUCCCGCUCCCCUCACUAUCGCUCUCCCAUUCACUCGCCAAGAACAGCGCGCGCGCCUCGCUCCGUCUCGCCUCGUACGUCGGUGUCGCCCCGCGCCGUGUCGCCUCACGUUUCGCCGCGCGUGCCCGCACACAACCUGCCCACGCCGCCGCCCUCGCUAACGCACUCACACAACGGCACGGCGUCUAUACUCAACGGAGCCUCGUUUAGAAUAACAUCUAAAGGCGACACCAGCACGGGUGACCAGGAGCUGAAUGUCUCCAUCGACCUCAACGGCAUCACAUACGAGGGCAUCCUCUACCCCUCGCAGAACGGCAUGUAGCCACACAACUAAUAUAAGGAUCGUAACCAAAAAUAGUUAUAUACUUCACGAGAAAUUAUAUAUACAGGGGUAUUUGCAAUCAUUAUUUAUUACGAUUCAUACCACGAAUGACAAAAUGGACGAAAAUUUAAAUGCAACUUUCGUAUUCUGCUUAUACAAUAUACAGUCUGCUAAAAAAUUGUGUUCAGUAAUUGAAAGCAAGCUGUCUUACUUUUAGACACUUUAAUUAAAAAAUAUUUUGAUAGAUCAACAAAAGUAACUUCCCAGUGUUGCCAUAAGCGAUGUUUCUCUACCCUGUAUAUCAAAAUUAUAUUCUUAUAUUUAAGCAGCACAUUCAUCAUUUUACUUUAGCUUGUUACCUUUUUAUCAUUAAUUUGACACUGCCCAUUUUGUAAUCAUGUCCCUUAGCUAAUUUUAAAGGUAUGACAAUUUUUGUAAAUAUUAUUUAGUAAUUUAUGGAGCAUAUAUCAUUUUUUUCACAAAUUCAAGUUCUACUUUGAUUUCUUCUACUACGUUACCAUGUUGGCUAUACACAUUGGCCUAAGCCCUUUUCAACAUGCACUUUUACUGCACAUUGGCCUUGAAACCUUAAGUUGAUGUGCUAACUCGAGUUUUCAGCUCAACAUUUAAAAAAAAUCCUAAAUUAAAGCCAGUUCACAUUGAGACGUAUCAGACGCUUGCACUGACGAAUAAAUUAUGUUCUUUAUGAGAACAACUUCAUGAAGCUUCGAUUCGUCUCUUUCGUAACAGUAUGAAUUGAGCCUUUCGAUAUUUUAUACCUUAACCCACAAUUUUAACACCAUUUUACGAAGUGACUCGGUUACAAAAGUGUUAAAAAUGUUGUCCAAUAUAGCGGCGUAGUAAAAUAAUCACAGAGACUUGGCGCAUUUUAUCGUGUGACAAUUUUUUGUAAAAACGUAUUUAUGAUAAAAUAUUUGGUUUUUGUCCAUUAUUUUUUAUUGUACAAUUUUGUAAAUAGUUCUCGUUUAAGUAGGUAUUUAGUUACAAUUUUUAUACUUGUGUUUUUUAUUGGGGUCCUGUUGUAUGGACGUUAUUACUGAGUGUAAUUGUUAUUCGUAAUGUUAGCAUAUCUCAGUGUAAAAUAUUUAAGACUAAGAUUAAUAUUAACUGAACCACUUUGCAAGUUAACCUAAAACAUUUUGCAUUACAUUUUGUAUUAUUUAUAAUAAAUACAAAACAUCAGUGCUCGUUAAGAAUAAAAUGUAAGAAUGUUAAAGCAGUGCAGCGUAAACUUUAACAGGUCAUUUGUUAUGCGAUGAAUGUAUGAAAUGAAUUAAAAAGUUUGGUGACUACAUACCGAACUUGCUGCUUGUUUAUGUGAUUUUUAUGUUGGCAUUUAAAUGUGUAUAAAGUAUACAUGUCAUCAUAAACUUAACAUUUAGGAGAAUAAUGUAGAAUAAAUUAUUUCGUUAAGGCCAAGUCUCGAAUAAUCUUUAAUUGUCUGAUUUGCACCUAUCGAAAGUU